Malaya genurostris is the source of this 2111-nucleotide messenger RNA. RefSeq lists its product as uncharacterized. The transcript has 2 exons. Bases 259 to 2046 code for a protein of 595 amino acids. The record is from RefSeq and is a predicted model, not a curated record. Lineage: Eukaryota; Metazoa; Arthropoda; Insecta; Diptera; Culicidae.
UGGAGAACUGGUUGUUUUAAAUUUGGAAUGGAAACAAAAUUAGACCGACACAGCGGGGGUUGAUUUUAUUUAGAGUUAAUUUCUCCUAUGCUGUUGGUGUCGAUGAGGGCCUUACAUUUUAGCAUUUAGUGCUAGCUAGUCAAGACGUAUUUUAUAUUCCGCGUUACUAUUGUUCGGUAGGCCGCGAGUUACCGGAAGUGUGUUUCAGUGUAGUUUUGGUAGGGGAAAACCCAACCAAACUUCAGCAGUAGUGUGAAAAUGACUACAGCAGUAAAUCUGUUCGAAUGGAUGGAGCUGUUGAAUGACAUGCUUCAAUUUCUGGAUGCAACGGAAACAUCUGCAGAACAGCUUGCAGGGCUUCAAACGGCAAUAAACGAUAACCAACAGCAGCAGCAGCAUCAGCAUCACCAACAUUGUGGCGAUAAUUUUAAGUAUGAGGAAAAAUGCGACUGGCGUCUUCAACGUGAACGGCGUCUGCCCCCCGAGACCGACGAUGCCGGUCAACGGGAGUGUGCUGAGUACAUGAAUAUUGUCAAUAAAAUAGAUGAAUCUCGCUAUAUGUUGAUACAGAAAUGUAAAUCGUUUCUGAGGAUGCUGGAAAAACGACUACCUCGUAAACAGCCAACAGGAGACCACGACGAAAUUGGAGAGGAAGACGAAAACUCAUAUCUGGAGAUGAGCGGUGUGGGAAAUAAAAAUGGCAUUAAUUUAGCACCACCGACAGAUAGGGUUGACUCCUGUUGUGAAAAUUUGGUUGGAAGCUGUGUCGAAAGUGAUUUGAUUGCCAAAGAGGAGAACGAGAGAAUUCCCUCCAUCGUUGGAAGCAAAAAUGAGGAAGUACUGAAUUUGGAGGAAAAUUGUUACGAUUUUACUACCGAUAGAUGUUUGUACGAUGAUUGCUCCGACUUGAAGUUGAGUAAUGUGAUAAAUGUAGUUCCCACGGAGGAUGACAGCAGCAAAUGCCCAUUCAGUGGUUUACCGGCGACGCAUUUGCGAAUCAAGCAAUCCCCGAAAUAUGGAACCCUUUUCAGAUUCGAAAAGAGAAUAUUUUUCGAUCAGUCCAAAAAGUUUUACGUUGGCCUGUUAGAUAAAUGGCUUCUUUUGUACAACAAUUGUAACGACUUAAAGCCAACCCAGUGUGUUCAGGUGAAGGAUAUCAAGCUAGAUCUUAGUUUAAACGAUCAAAUCAACGAAAAGAACCAGUUCCACAUUAUCACAUCAAAUGAGGGUAAACUUUGCUUCCUAACACCCAGUUUCAAAGAACUCAAUGAAUGGAUAGUUGCCAUUCAACAGAACUUGUUGGUUAAAAGUGACAAUACGGCGAGUAACAGUUCCCGUAAAUUACCCCUUCCGCCAACGCCAGAUUUUAUCAUCGAUGAACCAGACAAUGGAACCGAUUCCAAGGAUCACGAGGACGGCAUCUACGAGGAACCUCAGCAGUUAUUGAGUAAACAGCAUCCGACUACCGAAAACGAGCACAAGUAUGACACACCGAAAGCAACCGCUGAAGUAGGACAAAACCAAAACCAACGGAACACAAAUGCUAGUAGUCCUUCUAAAAUAAUUAAUGUCGUUCCGAUUUCACCAGCUAGAGCAAACAAAUGUGAUCCAAUUUGCCAUUUGCCGGUACCAACUGUUGCUAACAUUUCCGACUCUCAGCCCAACCCCCCGCUCUCCUCAUCCACUCCGGCAAUGACAACUCCGGUCAAAAGUUGGUUGUUUAAUCGUUUCAAUAAAUCUCCCGACUCCGGUGCCAGUGUCGACCAGAAACACACAAGGAAACCAUUGCAGAAGAAACUCUCCUUUCAACCCCAGGACACUGCUCCAGUUGGGGUGAAGCCAACUAUGGCCAUUGGCGGUACAGACGGGAUUGCAAAACCGCCCAUUUCGAUGAAAUCCCCAUCUGUUACUGUUCCAUCGGCAUCGCAUAAGGGAAGUAAAAUAAAUAUGAUAAUUAGCCAGUUGGAAGCAAACGGACAGUUGAAUUUGCUAUCGAAAAGUUGGAACGAGCAGGGAAAACGGAACACUUGGUGUGUCGAGGAGUAGAUUUUUAUUUUUUGUUUGUUGCUGUUGUUAUUCUAUAAGGCGGAACCAAUAAAUUGCUAUCAGAU